Messenger RNA from Babesia ovata, 873 nucleotides. Its product is annotated as GH17730, putative. Lineage: Eukaryota; Apicomplexa; Aconoidasida; Piroplasmida; Babesiidae. The record is from RefSeq and is a predicted model, not a curated record. The transcript has a single exon. Bases 1 to 873 code for a protein of 290 amino acids.
AUGUCCGUACACGUAUUUCAUGAAGCCCUUGAAGCCCACGAAGAGAUCCCUGUUUAUCUCGCCGGGCAGCUCCCCCAGCUCCUCGGCCACCUUGGCGGCGAAGUGUUUCAGCGCGUCCCUGGCGGACUCCACGUAGUCACGCCGCGCCUCCUUGGUGAGCUCCGCGAUUGCCUUUUCAAUCUCACUGUCUACGAAGCGUUCAAUGUUUUCUACUUUCUCCCAUUUUAUGUAAUCGGCGUUGGUGAGGAACUUGUCGCACAUGGCGAUGGCCGCCUGGAGGUCACCGGUGCGGAGGGUGUCAAUUUGUGUCUUGAUUUUUCCGAGGACUUUGUCGAUGUUAUUCUCUUUGAAAAGCCCCAACUGCCAGUCGACACUGCCGGCUUCGCUCGCAAUCUUGGCGCACAGUUCACCAAGGAAUUUGUUGAUGUCAGGGACUGUAUCCCUGUUGAGCUCUUCAAUCUCUUUCUUGAUUUUUCUGAGGCUAUUAGGAUCGUCAUCAUUUGUUCCAAUCUUCUCUAUCACAAAAUCCAUAUUCUUGAUCACGCCUCUUUUUUCUGCAUUUUCGCCUUCCUCACCCUGCAACUCACUCCUCAGAUCGUCAAGCUCCUUGGUGAUUUUGUUGACGCCUUGCUGGAUGUCAGUGGGCUGAGAGGACAGCGUAGUUUGUUGGGUGUGAAGGUUAUUUUUAAUAUUUUCAAGGCCCUUAGUUCCCUGCCAACUUGCCUCGUUACUCAUCCCCUUGCCCAUCAAAUUGGUCAGCUCCUUGAUCACAUCACUGUCCAGCGUGCUCCUCUGCUCUUUGAGUGCAUCCUUGAUUGCCUCGCUGGCUUCCCCUAUGGCUUGUGGAUUGGAAGUAAAAUCACCGGAUUGUAA